This is a messenger RNA of Sorex fumeus (smoky shrew), 3926 nucleotides long. It is a transcript of the gene TPCN1, whose product is annotated as two pore segment channel 1. Gene Ontology annotation, biological process: monoatomic ion transport; transmembrane transport. Gene Ontology annotation, molecular function: monoatomic ion channel activity; voltage-gated channel activity. The transcript is spliced from 28 exons. The coding region runs from base 287 to 2731 and encodes 814 amino acids. The record is from RefSeq and is a predicted model, not a curated record. Lineage: Eukaryota; Metazoa; Chordata; Mammalia; Eulipotyphla; Soricidae. Gene Ontology annotation, cellular component: endosome membrane; lysosomal membrane.
UCGGUAGGCGGCGGAUGCGAGCGCUGGCGCAGCUGCGGCGGUGGCAGCGGCCGAGGUGGCGGCGGCGGCGGCGGCGCGGGCGGCUGCGACCCCCCUCCCCGCGAUCGGGGCUCUCGGCGGCGGGCCGGGCUGCGCGGUGCGGACCCCGGCGCCGUCCGGGCUGCAGGGGCGGCGCGUCCCCAGAGAUGCCCGUGAUGGCGGCGUGGCUGAGCAGCACCUCCAGCUCCACGCAGAGACUAUUUAAAGCCCUGGACAUCGCCUCCUGAGGUCCGCGGGGGAGCAGAACAUGGCCACGAGCCUGGAUGACGACGUGCCCCUCAUCCUGACCUUGGACGAGGCAGGCGGCGCCCCAGUGGCUCCCUGCAACGGCCAGGAGGAGCUGCCUAGCCAAAAUGGCAGCACCUGUGCCGGCCACAACUCUGGGACCCCCAGCCUGAGCUCAGGGGGCGAGAGUUCCCCCUUGAGCCCCACGGGACACAGCUGGGAGAUGAGUUACCAAGAGGCGGCCAUCUACCUCCAGGAGGGCGAGAAUAACGACAAGUUCGUCACGCACCCCGACAGUGCCAAGGCGCUGGCCGCCUACCUCUUUGUGCACAACCACCACUUCUACCUGAUGGAGCUCGCCACGGCCCUGCUGCUCCUGCUGCUCUCGCUGUGCGAGGCGCCCGCCGUGCCCGCGCUGCGCCUGGGCAUCUACGUCCACACCACCCUGGAGCUGCUGGCCCUGACGGUGGUGGUGUUCGAGCUCUGCAUGAAGCUGCGCUGGCUGGGCCUCCACACCUUCAUCCGGCACAAGCGCACCAUGGUCAAGACCUCCGUGCUGGCCGUGCAGUUCCUCGAGGCCAUCGUGGUACUGGUCCGCCAGACGUCCCACAUGCGGGUGACCCGGGCCCUGCGCUGCAUCUUCCUGGUGGACUGUCGGUACUGCGGCGGCGUGCGGCGAAACCUGCGGCAGAUCUUCCAGUCCCUGCCGCCCUUCAUGGACAUCCUCCUGCUACUCUGCUUCUUCAUGAUCAUCUUCGCCAUCCUCGGCUUCUACCUGUUCUCUCCUAACCCGUCCGACCCGUACUUCAGCAGCCUGGAGAACAGCAUCGUCAGCCUCUUCGUCCUGCUGACCACGGCCAACUUCCCAGACGUGAUGAUGCCGUCGUACGCCCGGAACCCCUGGUCCUGCGUCUUCUUCAUCGUGUACCUCUCUCUCGAGCUCUACUUCAUCAUGAACUUGCUCCUGGCCGUGGUGUUUGACACGUUCAACGACAUCGAGAAGCGCAAGUUCAAGUCCCUGCUGCUGCACAAGCGCACGGCCAUCCAGCACGCCUUCCGGCUGCUCGGCCGCCAGCAGAAGCCCGGCGGCAUCUCCUACCGGCAGUUUGACGGGCUGAUGCGCUUCUACAAGCCCCGCAUGCGCGCCUGGGAGCGCUACCUGACCUUCAAGGCCCUGAACCAGAGCGGUGGGGCCCUGCUCAGCCUGAAGGACUUCUACGACAUCUAUGAAGUGGCCGCCUUGAAGUGGAAGGCCAAGAAAAACCGAGAGCACUGGUUUGACGAGCUACCCCGGACCGCCUUCCUCAUCUUCAAAGGCAUCAACAUCCUCGUGAAGUCCAAGGCCUUCCGGUAUUUCAUGUACUUGGUGGUGGCGGUGAACGGUGUCUGGAUCCUCCUGGAGACAUUCAUGCUGAAAGGUGGGAACUUCUUCUCCCAGCACGUGCCCUGGAGCUACCUCGUCUUUCUCUCCAUCUAUGGGGUGGAGCUGUUCCUCAAGGUGGCCGGCCUGGGCCCCGUGGAGUACCUGUCCUCUGGAUGGAACCUGUUCGACUUCUUCGUCACGGCCUUCGCCUUCCUGGGGCUGUUGGCCGUGGCCUUCAACAUGGAGCCCUUUUACUUCAUCAUGGUCCUGCGUCCCCUCCAGCUGCUGAGGCUCUUCAAGCUGAAGAAGCGUUACCGGAACGUGCUGGACACCAUGUUCGAGCUGCUGCCGCGGAUGGCCAGCCUGGGCCUCACCCUGCUCAUCUUCUACUACUCCUUCGCCAUCGUGGGCAUGGAAUUCUUCUGCGGGAUCCUGUACCCCAACUGCUGCAACACCAGCACCGUGGCCGACGCCUACCGCUGGCUGAACCGCACGGAGGGCAACAGGACAGUGGUGGAGGCGGGGUACUAUUAUCUCAACAAUUUCGACAACCUCCUCAACAGCUUCGUGACCUUGUUUGAGCUCACGGUUGUCAACAACUGGUACAUCAUCAUGGAGGGUGUCACCUCUCAGACCUCCCACUGGAGCCGCCUGUACUUCAUGACUUUCUACAUCGUGACCAUGGUGGUGAUGACCAUCAUCGUCGCCUUCAUCCUUGAGGCCUUCGUCUUCCGGAUGAACUACAGUCGCAAGAACCAGGACUCAGAAGUGGACAGCGGCAUCACGCUGGAGAAGGAGCUGUCCAAGGACGAGCUGCUGGGCGCCCUGGGGCUGCUCCGGGAGACACGGGGGGCCUCGUCCGACGUGCCACGGCUGCUCAGGCUCCUCGCCCAGAUGGAGAGGCAGCAGCAAAACGCCAUGGUGUUCCUGGGACGGAGAUCCAGGACCAAGAGCGACCUGAGCCUCAAGAUGUACCAGGAGGAGAUCCAGGAGUGGUACGAGGAGCACGCCCGGCAGCAGGAGGAGGAGCAGCGCCUGCUCGGUGGGGGGCCAGCCGCCCCCCAGCAGCCCCCGGGCCGCCCCCGCGCCAGAACCAUCACCUAAGGCACCGCGCCUGCGUCCGCAGAACCUCCGCGCUGAGAUGCGCAUUCAGGGCCCACCCCGCGCCACGGGCUCAGUGGGCAGGGCUCGGGGCCACGCAGGAAGCCCACCCCCACCCGGGACAGAUGCUGGGGGUCUGCAGGGACCCCGCCAGCCCACCCAGUCCGCCUGCCAGCCCCGCCUCGGGCCUUUCAGCUCUUGCUUUAGGGACAAAACCACUGAGGAGGGGGUGCCCCGGCGGGGUGGGCAACUCGGGGGCACCCGUGCCCGGCUGCACCCCUGCUGGGGCCUUCCUCCUCCCCAUCGCUCAGCUCAUCGCUAGCCAUCUUGGCGACAGGAGGGCGCAGCCUCGGGGGUCUGGGCAGCACCCAGACUGGGCUGGCGGGGGGGUGGGGAGCCCACAUGCCGCAGGCCUCUCCGGCAGGGCUGGUAAGCCGCGGUGGGGUCGGGGGCCCCUCAGUCGGCCCGAGGGUGGAGGGGCCACUCCAGCCCCCAGCUGCGUGGAAGGGCCCCCACCCACCCACCACCUGUCCCCGCAGUCAUGGCGGACCCCAGGGGCACGCAGCGGGCCCCCACAUCCCCCCCAGAGCCCCCUGGGGGUUCUUGUCAAAGCACAGCUCUCUGGGGAAACUGAGGCAAGGAGAACCACUGAGAUUCCCAGGGGGGCUCGGGAGCCAGGGGCAGUGCUCCUGGCCGGGGGGGCUGUGGCUCCGGGCCCCUCCGCUCCCCCACAAGGAGCUCCACAUUUUGCACACUCAGUGCCUUUUAGCUUUUGUGCGGUGAAACGGGCAUUUCGGAAGCAGGAGGCGUGCUGGCCCCAGACGGAGGCCCGUCCUCUGCCCCGCAGCAGGCCUGUGCAGUGGGGGUGGGGGCACCGGACCCCUGUGGGUGAAGGCAGGGAGCGGGGCAGACUGGGGGCGCCGAGGGCCGGGGGGCCGCCACACACACCGGCCAGCACACUUGCUCACCACCCCGCCCCCUCCCGCCUCCCAGGUGUCCUGGGACCGGGCCCUGCCCCACCCGCUUCGGGGGCCCCGUCCGCCCCCCCUGCUUCCCCCCCACCCCAGCCUUACUCCUCAGCACGCGACUAUCAUUUUGUAUCAGGCCGCAUUUCGGUUUGUACGUUGGCGAUUUGUUACCCAGGAGACCCGGCGUCGGCGCGACUCCGGCACGUGAAUAAAGGCGCCUCAGCUUUGUA